CAAUAAGAACUAUAAAAAAUUAUAAGCUUAUAAUACACUAAGACGAAAAUGUACUCUUUGCUGAAAACUUCCACCAACUGUUUUAUUGUCUUUCAAAUUCGCAAAAAAUAUAGUUUUUUUUUGCAAACACUUGAACACACAUUUGCCUCGCCUGAACAUGUGCCAGUCUUUCAAAUUCUCCUUAAGGCACUUAAAUAAUAAAAGAAAUAUAAAUAUUUAGUUAUAACAGGAAUGCAUUGUUCAUAUGGAUAAUUUGGUCCUAUAAAAAGCCAGAUCAUGCUAUAUCACCAGUUUAGUUCAAUAUCAAUCGAUCGAAUAUGACAAAAUUCAACAUCAAUUGGAUAUUCAGUGUUGUGGUUCUCAUUGCUGCCGCAAAUCUGGCAAGCGCGUCUUCAGAUGCCUUCGAUUUGAGCGUGCUCAGGGAUAUACUCAAUUUGUUUGAUAAAAAACUUUCGGUACUACAAUGCAUGGAAAGAAGUUGUGAUCCUUUGGCUCAUCAGAAAAUGAUUGCAAUUGAGAAUGAAAUGGGAAGAGAGAUGAGAACAAGGCUUGCCGCAAUCGAAACUUUUGAACUUGAUUCCCUUAAGGCUGAUGAGUUACUGCAGGCCUCAAUUGAGAAAUUGUUACUUGCCGAGCCCAAAUGCCAUGACCUGUCGUACUCAUGCCCAGGCCAAGCCAUCGGAACAAUUCAUUCGUUACCACAAUUCCUAAAUGACUAUAUUACUCCUGUGCAGUACCUCACCCAAUACGGACUAAGGUGUGUUAAUUUAACGAAUGUUCAAAAAGCUUUGGAGAUCUUGGGCAAGUCCAUUGAAUACCUUGAAAACGAAAAGUCGAAUGGAGGCAAUUACUUCGAGGAAGCAUUGCCUGCCUACAAUUAUGUGGCAAAUGAAUAUCGCAAAUUGUGUGAUGGAAAUUUUUGGUUCGGGCCUGUAAUCCAUGGCUAAAAACUGUGUAUUCACAAUUCUAGUCGAAGGCGUAGUUUCGAAUAAAAUUAAAUUUGUGGAAAAAAUGUAUUAUAGAAAAUAUCGCUUAAAUUCGGCAUUAAUAAAAUAACAUGGACUGGUGAGAUGGUGAAAU
This is a messenger RNA of Stomoxys calcitrans (stable fly), 1080 nucleotides long. RefSeq lists its product as uncharacterized. The transcript has 2 exons. NCBI's taxonomy places the organism in Eukaryota, Metazoa, Arthropoda, Insecta, Diptera, Muscidae. Bases 318 to 947 code for a protein of 209 amino acids. The record is from RefSeq and is a predicted model, not a curated record.